Ceratitis capitata (Mediterranean fruit fly) is the source of this 3075-nucleotide messenger RNA. RefSeq lists its product as uncharacterized. Bases 254 to 2989 code for a protein of 911 amino acids. The record is from RefSeq and is a predicted model, not a curated record. The transcript is spliced from 3 exons. NCBI's taxonomy places the organism in Eukaryota, Metazoa, Arthropoda, Insecta, Diptera, Tephritidae.
CAACAACAGCUCUGUUCGUUGAAAAAUGUCGGUAAGAAUUCGUUGGUAACGGAAUGUCAAAAAUGUGCUCUUUCGGUGCCUCGCCGAACACGGUUUAGUAAAAAAUUGGUAACAAUUUUAUCUGGCAUUCUGCUCACCGAACAGGACUAAUCAGUAGAAACCUGUCAAUGGGCAUUUGUUUUCAACACAGUAUAAAAUUGAUUCAUAACAAUUGUUUUUUGAUUGACAAUACAAAUAUUACAUUUUUAUAAAUAUGGAAGAAAGCGUCCGAGACUCCAACGGAAACGUUUGCCUUGAUCAAAUUGAAAGGAUAAUGCAGGAACUAGAUUCUACUACUACAGUAUCGCAAAGCUCUACAUACUUUGAACAACCACCAGCAACAGAGUUGGUUCAUAGACCUAUCGUACUUCCAGCUGAAAUUAAGAAAGAGCCGGUUGACAAGGCGAACGAUUCCUCUCAUACAACGGUAACUGUUUUAUCACCGCAUGAAGAUGUCUCAAAUGCAAUGAAUUCAACUGUACUCUUUGAAAGCACUUCUAAUAAUAUAGAAAUGCGAUCUACCAUAGCUGCUGAAUCUGCUGCAAACGUUAUCGCCGCUCAAAUUCUGGAGGUCUCUCCAACUCCACAAAUACUCAUCAAGCAAGAAAGAAUUGAAACAGAUAUCGUAACUCCACCAAAAACUGUCCCUAAAGACAGUUCUACGAGCAGUAUACCCAAAAGGAGUAACGAGGAUGAAAUUCAAACGCCUACAGUUGUGAAUAGAAUAAAAACGGAGCCUUUAGAAGCAGAAGCAAAUGCUACACAAAUAAAUAUGCCGGCAUCUACAAUUUCAGUAGUUAUUAAUCAGGAAUGCGUGGACAGCAGUGAGUCAACUACAACCCCAAGUGCAAUUGUCCCGAGAUCUUCACCUGACAUUGAAAACAAGGGACACGAGCAUGAUGAAACAUUACCUGAUAACUUUUUUGAUGAUCUAAUUCGAGAUGCAGAUAAUAUUACGGCAGCAGCCUUGCAAGCAAAUGCUCCGGGUAGAGCGUCAUUAGAAAAGCAAACUAACGAAGUAGUUCUUAAUAUAAAAAGUGAACCUUCAGAAAAGUGCAGUGAUGGCGAUAAAGACGUCGAAGCUUUCAAUGUGAAACGUGAACCAUUAGAAACUGAUACCGUGCCAGAAGUAGCACCGUCUGCACCGAUACCUGAAAAUUUUUUCGAUGACUUGCUUGUUGAUCAUGUAGCUGAGCACAUAGAAGACGUAGUCAAUCAUGACCUCGAAAUAAAAUACUCUAAACGACUGAAGGAAUUGCAGCAGUUAGAGACUGUAGAACAUCGCUCAAAUAAAGCACAUAAAAAACAUAAAAAAAAGAAGAAAAAAUCGCGUAAACGUUCCCUCGAUGAGACUAUCGAAGAAGGAGAAGUAGUUGAUAAUAUUAAGAAACGCCGAAAACGCUCAUCCAGCAGCCACAGUCCCACUAUACCUUCACGUAUAGCAGUAAAAAAUGAAUUUUCUCUUAGUCCUGCAGCUAUGGAAAUAAUAAAUUUGGAUUCUGAGCCUGAAACUAGUACAUCUGCCGCCAAUCGCGCCUUGUUACAAAAACGAAUUCCUUCGAUACGUAUAAAACCUGAAUUCGCCACAUUCCCACAGCCUGCGGAUGAACCGGAUAUUUGUUUGCCCGUAAGGGAGAAUGAACUAUUCCAGCGACGCAGCAACUUUGAUAGAAACGGUCUUAUUAUGGAUCUGACGUCACCGUUGGGCUUUAAGCGCAUUAAAUUGGAAAAAGAUGUUGAUCGAACAGCAGCAAAUCACACAGAGUUUAUCUCACCCAAGGAUAAAAUGCAAAAUGCAAAACAACGCGCCAUUGCUGCAAUCGAUGAACUCAAUAAAAUGAGCAAAAAAACAACAUUGUCAGCUUUUGUCCACACAACUACCGUACGUAAGCUGCCUAACAGUUGUUCGUAUAUUAAUCAACAAAUUUAUGAUAAUCGUUCGCCGCUACAUAAUGUCAACAAUGUCCAGUACAAAUUCAACUCGCAUGCUUCUCGCUUUAACCUGCACGAAUGGGGCUUAGAACAAAUGUCGACUCAAGCUGCUAAAGUGGCGAAGGUUUUGGGUUUUGAUGCGCAUACACUGAUGAAGAAAUUGCAAACAGUUAAAAUGCCUCCAAAACUAUUAAAGAUAAAGAAAGAACAUAUGGAGCGAGAGUAUAGAAUGAAAGAACCACAAUCCUCAUAUCUCCUUACGGUCGCCACACAAACAGAUGAGGUAACCGUGUUGGACGCAACAUCAAAACACCAAAAAAGCGGCUUUGACAUUGGAGUGCAAACCAUAACGCAGGCUAAUAACAUCGGCACACAAACUAUAGAUCUACCAGCCGCGGGUGGCAAUAGUUACCAAGAUUUACCGCUAGUGCAGAAACUAGGCUCUUUAAAUGAAAAUCAAUUAUUGGCUUUAAGUGAAUUUGCCGACAUCAUGCGUGAGCCACCCCUGCCAAAAGAUGCAAGUUCUAUUGACUUAUAUCGCCAACACCAGCGUAUAAUUGAUCUCUACAAGUGGUCCCAACGACCGUCUGCGCUCGAAUCAACUACACACACUACCACACAGCCAAUUCGGGCAAUAACAGCGUCAUCGGUACGUUCUAAUGAACAAAUUCUACGUGAUCCUAGACAAGAAAGAAUAGUGAGGGUAGCGCAAACGGCAGUUCGUCCCAGUGUUCAAAAUCCACGUGAUCCUCGUCAAGAGAGAAGGAUACCGGAAUCACCACCACCACCACCACCGCCAUCAACGCGUCAAUUACAUGCAGUACAAUCAUCUCAUCUGCAUUUUCCAAAUUCUAAUUUACCACAAGCAAAUGCAAAAGCCGAUUCCGUACCACAAAAAAUUCCAGUCAUAUCUAGUGUACAGUCAUUUCAUCCCGCCUCUCUGCUGCCACCGCCACCUCGUGACGCUCGACAAGAGCUCGGCUCAAAAUAUUUCGGCAGAGGCAGCAUACGUCGGUAAUACAAAACUAUUAACAUUAAAAAGUUAUAAAUCAUAUUAACAAUGCAUAUGUAUAAACAUAUUAGUUUUCUUAAUUACAACCGAUU